Molecule: messenger RNA, 4775 nt
Organism: Schistosoma rodhaini
Lineage: Eukaryota; Metazoa; Platyhelminthes; Trematoda; Strigeidida; Schistosomatidae
Source: the annotation of a GenBank genome assembly
GACUCGUUGAAAUAUGAGUCACAGUACAUGACCUUAUGUUCGGUUGACGCAUUUAAAAUUGCUCUCUGUUUCUGUUGUGAUGUGCCAUGUUGUGUGUCGAGGCGGCGGCAGGUUGCAAAAUCUUGUGUUGACUAGAGAUAUUAACGCACUGAUCAGUUUUUUAAAUAACGGUUAUAAUAUAAAUACUGUCAAUCAGUUUGACGAAACUGCACUUUACGUUGCAUCAUAUUACGGUGAUUCAGAAAUUGUUGAUGUUCUUCUCAACAGAAAUGCUGAUCCUAAUUUACCUACCGUAGAAGGAAAUACACCACUUCAUUCAGCUGCCUUUAGAGGACAUACAGAUGUUAUGAGACAGUUACUCACACACGGGGCAGAUGAAUGUUACAAAAACAAUCUAGGUAUGACUGCUGCUGACCUUCUUGAGGCUCAUGAAUCUGCUGAAAAGUGUACUAAGUUAUAUUACGAUGAGAGACGCUUCUAAACUACCAUGCCUCAUAGGUGACUUGUCAAAGUUGAAAGCUGAACAGAGCCCAAAAUCGAUAAGGUUAAACUUUCGAUCUGCCGAAAUACUUCGAAAAAGAUAUUCAAAGAACAACUGGAAAUAUAUAACUCCAUUUUGUUCGUUCAACUUCCAUCACCCACAGUUUCCUAAAGAAUUUGUUUCGUUCAUACCUGUUUAUCGUGUUUCUGCUUCGGAACAGGAUAUGCCCAUACAUUCUCGCCUCAACAAAGGAGAAUUUUUUAACAGAUACUGCAAACAAUGGUUUGGAAUAUCUGUUCUCUUGAAUCAACUUAAUCCAGAUAUGAUACAGUCGUUUGAUAGGAAAAGUAAAACUGUUAUGAGAAAUUUAAUUAUCCGGGAAUUGGAAGUAAUCAGUCGUAUACAUCAUCCAAAUAUCAUCAACCUAUUGGCUAUAAUUUACAAUAUUCCUCACGAAUCACGUGAUCGAUUAAUAAAUCCUGAAAAUUUGGCCUUGGUAUAUGAACGUCCUUCCAUGGGUACUAUGUACGAGUAUAUUCAAGGGAAUGAAAAUACUCUAUCCACAUUAUCAGCUCUUGUUAUUUCAUGUCAAAUAUCUGAAGCUUUGCUAUUUCUACAUUCAUCUGGUAUUUUACAUUGUGGUGUUACACCGCAUGCCAUAUAUUUUUAUGCAGCCGAUCGAGUGAAACUAGGCAAUUUUGAAUAUUGUCAGUUUAUUCAAAUCUACGAGAAUCAAGGAAAUGAAGAUAGGUAUCAUUCGGAUGGCUUGUCAAUUCGUAAAUCAAAGUCCCGUUCACAUCAUUAUCAUCAUCGUCAUUAUCAGCAAGAUUAUAAUUUUGUCAAAGACAACGAUCAUCAACAACAACAGCUACCUUCAAUAUUUAAUCUACUUCUUGGAAUUUAUUAUUUACCAGCUAAUUGUUUAACGGAUUGGUUACCCAGUGAAUUAUAUAAUUCAUCUAAUCAUUUAUUUAAUUAUAAUCAUUUUACCGAUCUUUUAAAAUCAGUAUCCAUAGAUGAAAUUAAUCAAAUGAUUAGACCUUGUACAACGAGUGAUGUAUAUUCAUUAGCUAAAUUAAUUCAAUUUAUGUUGCCAUCAAUGAAACAAAUCACCAAGAAUACUGAUAUUUAUUCAUUUAAUAUACCUAAUAAUCUAUAUACAUUGAUAUGUUCAGCAUUAAAGAUGAAUCCAGAUGAACGUUUAUCAAUGAGACAGUUUAAUAGAUUAUUGAUACAUUUAUAUUGGGUUGAACGUGAUCGGGAAAAGUCGUUUCAUGUAUCAUUUAACAAUAUGCCUCCAUGUUCAUUAAGACUAUGUAAUCAUAAAUGGAAACCACGUUAUUGUGAACCAAUUCGUCAAUUGUACAAAAUAAAUGAUAAAGAAUAUCCCUUUUUGAAUAAAAGUAUUUCUCCUAUACAUUGUCAGACAAUGACAGAUGUUUCUGACAACGAAAAAAACAGUAUCAAUUCGAAAACGAAAUUCUUCGGUUGUCUGUCACCCAAUAACUCAGAUAGCCCUGAAAUUGUCUCUGGCUGCAUUCAGUCGAUAAAUCAAAAUGCUUCUCAAUUAUCUGCUUCAGAUAGGAAAAAGCGUAUAUCUCAAUCAGUUCCAAAAAUUUAUAAUCAGCUAUGCAAGGAACAAUGUACUAAAAAGCAGAAACGAUCAUGGCAUAAAAUAUUUCCACAUAGAAAACAAUUAAUUUCAAAAAAACAGCCUUUCCACGGAGCACACAUAGUUGGAGCCUCUUCGAAAAAAAAGUUCUUAAACAUGAAUGACAAACACGAGUCGUUAGUUACUUCAUAUUCAAGUGAAUGCCGUUCAGAUGUUCUACACAAGUGUUCACAAUCAACUGAUAAUUCAAAAGAAAAUGAAAAAAUUACUUCAGGAUUUCAUCCUUCUUUUACAAACUGGCUUAAGCGUCGAAGGUGUAAGCUGUCAAUUCAUAACGAUCUAUCACCAGAUAUGAAUAUAAAAUUUAACUGUGAGACUGGUUCAACUCCAGUAUCUAGAGCUGAAGAAAUACUGAGUAAAACAUCUAAUCCUUCAGAAAACGAUCCAAAUCGUAAAGUUCGCAAUUCAUUUACGCGCUCUCGGUUAACAAAACCUGACUAUGUUCGUUUGGCUGCUGUACCUUUAUUACCGGAAGGUGUUGAAGUAAACCCUAACUUGGUUUCAAGGAAAGAUUUAUUGUCUUGCCAAACCUCACUUACUUAUUCAUCGUUUAAUAGCCCCAGAAUUCCUUUAACCUCUUUAUCAAAUCACUCAAAUUCAGCUAUUGCUUCUCAAGAGAUUUCUGUAAGUUAUUUAUCAGAAAAAAUUUUUAAUGCCUUCAGUCCUCGUUCGAACAAGUCGUCAAAUUUCAGAUCCGAUGUUAUUGCACCAAUGAAACCAGCUUCUCAUCUAACACAAUUAUUAUCUAGUUCUAUUGAAAACCCAAAUGUUUCCGGUAGAAUUGAUUUGAUACGUACAUCUAGUUUACUUGCUCGUAGGCAACAAUGCAUAACACGACUGAAAGCUCAACAAGAUUUAAAUUUGUCUCCACCAAUCUAUGAUUUGAGAAGUUCCAUGGAUCAACAAAAUCAGUUCCAUAGGAUACCAUGUAACCAAUUUAUUUUGAAAAAUCAACGAGUAAAAAGCUUACCUAAUGUAAAGAACUAUCCAAUACAUUCUAAGAAUCAUAAUAGAUCAAUACAACUAUCAUUUCGAUCUGAUAAAAAAAGAAAGUCAUUUGAUCAUUCUAAUUGUCCAAUGAAUACUUCAAAAAAUGAAGAAUUAUUAAGAAGGCUAAAUAGAAAUUGUGUUGGUUAUUCGUCUUUUGAUGACUAUAUUUUAGUUCAAAAUAAUGAAAAAUAUCAAUCAGUUCAUACAACUGACCAUUUACUACAAGAAACAACCGUUUCAAGAUGUUCCCAGUCAAAGUGCAUUGAUAAUGUAGAAAUAAGAAAAGCCUUACUUUCUCAAAGUUGUAAAAAGCAUCAUUUAAUGGAACAUGAACCGAAACAUGAAAAUAUUUCGUCAGUCUCUAAAGAAUCCAUCGGUAUACAAUGUUCUGUUGCGGAAUCGAACUAUAGGAGCCUUGGCAUUUGUGAUGCAAGUGUACAAACCGAGAUAAGUAAUCCGAAAAUUCCAGAUUUCGGAAUUUCGGAGUCAGAAAGAGUUACGGAGAAUCAAUCAUUGUCUGUUUAUAACACUGUUUCAUCAAAUCCUGAAACGGAGCACACACUGCCAGAUGAUUUUUUCAGUUUGCCUCGUCCAUCUUCUUCUGUCAGUUUAUAUGUUGAAGAUUCAUCUGAAACUCCAUCCACUACAACACUUUCUAAACAAAUAUCUACUUCAAUGAUAGAAAUUAAAUUCCCUAAUCCACUUCAAAAGUUGAACUACUUCAAACUUCAUAGAUCUGCAAGUUUUCAUUUUGAUCAUAAUAAAUUUGUUGAUAAUCAUCUCAUGAAUAAAGAUCUCAUACUUCCUUAUAAAAUACACCUUCCACAACAUAAUAUUGAUUUAUGGAGAAGAAAAUUGUUUCUAAAAUCAUCAUCCAUUUCUCAUUACUCAUAUUCAAAUUCCUUGAACUUAUCAUUUAAAGUAAAAUCUGAUGAUGAAUAUUACAAUUUUAUGAAUAUACCUUUGACAAGUACUAUUCCAAGUUGUAAUUUAUCUUCAACCAUAAUUUCUAAGAAGUCAAAGAUUACUAAUAAAUAUUUUGAUCAUUUAUUAUUAAUCAAUAAAUUGACAUUAUCAAAUUCGAAACGAAUACCUUUUAGUGAAAUUCAAUCAAUCAAUCAAUAAUUGUCAAUCAAUAUAUUUUCCUAGAACAAUCAAAAAUUAGUUACCCUUUUGUCAUUUAUUUCAUUCAAGUAAGAUAGUUUUAUGAUUAUUAAUUUGAAUUCAAUUUUUGUUAUACAUCAAAAAAGUUUUUGUUUUUAAAUUCUGUUCAUUAAUGAUUCUAAUAAUUUUAUUCUACUGAGCUGGUUUCGAUGGAAAUGUAAUUUUAAAUGAUGAACAAAUAAAAACUAUGAAAAUUUAUUAUCAUCUCCUGAAUGUCUUGGUAUGGCUGAGGGUGCGGGGGGGAGUCUAUUCUCCCUCUCGAAAUGCUCUGACAUAUGACCACACGAAUAAAGUCAUUGUCAGGGAAAACCUACUCAAUGCCUUCUCACAACAAAGGUGUUAUUUACGAAAUUGUAAGGACGAAAAGUGAAUGUUCGGAGCUUUAACCGGAUUGGUGGGUACGGAUGUUCCAUCUAGAAGACUUGAAAAACCCUGACUCCAAAACAAUGGUGCACAUGGGUUCCAGUA